AUGGCCAGCAUAUCUGUUGAUCACAUAGAUGAGGAAUGUCCAAAGACCACAGGCAAAACCAAUUAUGACGUUAGUUUUUUCUCAUCCCCUUCAACAGUAACUAUCGCACAAAAGUUCAUUGCAGAAGUCAUUGGUACGUUUUUUGUGAUAUUUGCUGGCUGUGGAUCAGUUGUUGUGAACAAGAUUUAUGGGUCGGUCACAUUUCCAGGCAUAUGUGUGACAUGGGGUUUGAUUGUCAUGGUCAUGAUUUAUACUGUUGGUCAUAUCUCUGGAGCUCACUUUAAUCCGGCAGUCACUAUUACUUUCGCCAUCUUUCGCCGAUUCCCUUGUAAACAAGUUCCUCUAUACAUAGUAGCUCAACUAAUGGGAUCAAUUCUUGCUAGUGCUGCUUUGACUAUAGCGUUUCAUAUAACCCCUAAAACUUACUUUGGAACUGUACCGGUUGGAUCGAACGGCCAAUCCUUAUUUCUGGAAAUUGUGAUAUCCUUCCUCUUGAUGUUUGUUGUCUCCGGUGUUGGCACAGACAACAGAGCAACACCUGGAGUAGGAGGGUUUGCCAUUGGAAUGACCAUAUUAUUGAAUGUCUUCGUUGCGGGGCCAAUUUCAGGAGCUUCAAUGAACCCAGCUAGGAGCAUUGGGCCUGCUAUUGUAAGGCGUACCUAUACAGGAUUAUGGGUGUACGUUGUUGGGCCAAUUAUUGGAACAAUUGCCGGAGCACUUGCUUAUAAUCUAAUCAGAUUCACAGACAAGCCUCUUAAGGAGUUAGCUCGGAAUGGACUCUUCGUAAAGAUGUCAGCAAGCUGGUCACUAGUGGCCAUAUAA
This is a messenger RNA of Quercus robur (English oak), 822 nucleotides long. RefSeq names its product probable aquaporin NIP-type. Gene Ontology annotation, biological process: transmembrane transport. The transcript is spliced from 6 exons. The record is from RefSeq and is a predicted model, not a curated record. Gene Ontology annotation, molecular function: channel activity. Lineage: Eukaryota; Viridiplantae; Streptophyta; Magnoliopsida; Fagales; Fagaceae. Bases 1 to 822 code for a protein of 273 amino acids. Gene Ontology annotation, cellular component: membrane.